Messenger RNA from Syngnathus typhle (broad-nosed pipefish), 4579 nucleotides. RefSeq names its product MAGI family member, X-linked a (gene magixa). The coding region runs from base 151 to 3864 and encodes 1237 amino acids. Gene Ontology annotation, cellular component: cytoplasm. Gene Ontology annotation, molecular function: protein binding. The transcript is spliced from 21 exons. NCBI's taxonomy places the organism in Eukaryota, Metazoa, Chordata, Actinopteri, Syngnathiformes, Syngnathidae. The record is from RefSeq and is a predicted model, not a curated record. Gene Ontology annotation, biological process: signal transduction.
GCCUUCCUAAGCCAGCCCCCCCUUCCCCAAAAGGCACGCACGCGCGUAUGCACCUUGCAGCACCCUUUUGCAAGACAUCAAGCGGCUUCAAGCCGGGAAAUCUACAGCGCCACGCGGCCACACGCUGGACGAGCAUGACGCUCGGCCGCCAUGUCUAAAAACACGGUGAAGAAACUGCACUGGCGCUCCAAGGUGCAGGAGGGCUUCGUGCCCCUGGGCGGAAGCUCCGGAGAGCUGGGGCUGGCCAUUGGGGGCGGCGCAGACUAUGGCGAAUUUCCAUUUGUGACGGUGGCGCCCGGUGGCGGGGCCACCGUGGGUGACAUCAUUUUAGAGAUUGGUGGCACGCCUGUGCUAGGCAUGACGUUGGGCGAUGUCCGAGGUGUCCUCAACUCCUGUCCUCACCCGAUCAGGAUCAAGACUGUUUCACCAGGCGCGUCUCUGUGUAAAGACCUCCGUCUGUACCUUAGUAAAUGUUUCACACCAACCUCCAUGGACAGUCAACUGCAGCAGCUCAUCCGGGAGAACCUUUAUCUGCGCGCUGUACCCUGUACAACCCGGCAGCCUCGUGAUGGGGAGAUCAGCGGCGUGGACUACAACUUUGUGUCCAUCGAGGAGUUUUUUUCUCUGGAGGAGUCGGGAGCACUGCUUGAAAGUGGAAAGUUCAAAGGCAACUAUUACGGGACGCCACGGCCAGUCCAUAUAAGUCCAGACAGUCCACCUAUUACAUACCAGGAACAUCGAAACCUGCUGAGGAACUUCAGGACCAGGAGCAAAUCUCUCAGCAACUUGGAAAAAACUGUAGAAGAAGACAACAGCGAGGAGGACAGCGGUCUGUCUGGAGGGUCCGCUGGAGCCCCGCCCACAAAGCUGCCUGCCAGCCAAUCCUGGGGUGAGUCUCUGGCAGGGAAUGGAGAAAGAAUGGCGAAUGGAGGAAGAGCAGGAAGGGGAAGAGUUCCAAUGGCCGACACGUGGGAGAUGACGUACGGCAGCGUCGCUGACACCUUCUACACCAAUCACUUGUCAAAAAGCAGACAGGAUCUUCGCGCUCAAAUCAAAGACACCACUUCCUGUUCAUCAGAACUUCCAGAGUUCACGGAUCAGCCGAGUCAGCUGCAAGGCUUUUCGGUGCACACGCGUCUCUCCAAGGGCCCGCGAGGAUUCGGCUUCAACAUCGUCGGAGGUAGUCGAGCGCGGGAGUUUCUGCAGGUGUACAGCAUCACACCCGGAGGUCCGCCAACCCUCCAUCAAGCUGACAUCCUGGUGUACAUCAACGACGCCUGUGUGCUAGGCCGUUCACACAAAGAGGUGGUGGAGAUGCUCAAGUCGGUUCCCAUGGGUCAGAGCGUGGACGUGGUUCUGAGGCGAGGAUACCCCAUGCUCUACAACCCUGACGGCUGUCCCAAACACACAUUGGACACGCCGCAGACUCCCCCGGACAACCGCCAGCGUGGACCGCUCACAUACAGCCACAUGCAGGAUGUCACCGGCAGCGGGUCAGGACUUUGCCAAGCCUCACCCUCCUAUUCCGUCGAGCCAUUGACCAAUGGACUGGCGGGUCCGCCAACUCCCACUUCCUCUGAACCCCUCGUGGCCCACCCCCCACCUCCCUCUGAGAGAAUGUCAACCAAUCACAGUGACUCCGAUGGGGGCACUCAAAGGUCUUCUGUGAUUGGCUACAGCAGCAACACCCUCCCCACACGCUCGUCCACAUCUUCCCUCCUCCACCGUCAAAGCUCCAAGUCAUCAGAAAGCGACCUGUCCACAUCCACCAUCCCCAUCGCGUCCUCAUCCAAAUUGUGCGAGUCUUCACCGCCCGGCGCCCCUGUGCAGCGUCCCCCGAUGCCGCAGACCUGCCUACCCCCCACGCCGCCCCGGGAGAUCUCAACCUGUGGCUUCAACGGGUGCCCGGCCAAUCACCAAGUGCCCCCUCAGCACCUCCUUGGAAACACGGGCCUGGUGCUACCUCUGCCAGGUACGGGGUACUUCCCCCCCGGCGAGCUGGUGCCAGUGGCCUUGGAGCGCUGUGAGGGCGCCGGUCUGGGUUUCAGCAUAACGGCGGGAGGGCCAGGAGGUCAGCUGGCCGUUGUGAGAAGGGUCUGGGACCGCAGGCAAUGCCCCUCCCUGCAGUCAGGGGACAUUGUGGUCAAGAUCAACGGUGCUGAUGUACAGAACCUCAACUUCUCUCAGGUCCAGAAGAUUCUGCAGGAUCACUCAAAACAGGGGAACGUGGUUCUGCUGGUGCACAGACGAGCUUCCGUCUCUGCAUCUGUGGUCACGCCUAAUUUGUACAAGCCCCUCCCCUCUCCGCACGGUCUGACAAGCCCCCCGUCCCAUCCCUCGACUUCCACUGAUUUGCCUUCCCCGUCCUCGCGUGCCUUGCUGGGGGGUGUGCCGCCACUCAGCCAGGCCGGGUUGGCGAUGGAGCCCCCUCUGGAGGGGCACCUUCAGGCAGCAGGAACCCCGCCCAGCCAGACACCCAAUGGGCCCCCCACCUCAGGCCUCAUCCAGAGCACCAGCUUCCUGGACUCCGUUCCUGUGACCUUGACCUUAGAGCCACGUGACCUACAAGGGAUGGAGGAGAAUGCGGGAGGGCCAAUCAGAGGCACCAUCGCCAAGGACAGCAAGGAGGGGAAGAAGGUAGAGGUGGAGCUGAUUAGGCGGCCUGGUGAAGGUUUCGGAUUUGUUAUCUCAUCCCAAGAUCUCAACCAAUCAAGAAAUGGGGCUCCGUCCCAAUCGCUGAUGUCCCAUCGCUUCGUAACGGUGCGCCGCGGCAGCCCAGCAGCCCGCAGUGGCCUCAUCCAACCUGGAGACCAGCUGGAGGCCGUGGAAGGACGAGCGGUAGCGUCCCUGCACCACCGAGACUUGGCCCAGAUCCUGAGGAGGGCGGGGAACACGCUGAAGCUGAGUGUGACACCACGAGCACAAUCAGAAGGAGCUGCUGAUGUGGAAAUCGACAAGCAUUUCACCAAAGGAUGCAGAGGGAGGGCAAAGAGCGAGUCAAGGUUCUACAGAGUGGACCUGGAACGAGGUCCGACGGGUUUUGGUUUCUCUCUGAGGGGGGGCAGUGAGUACAACAUGGGACUCUACGUGCUGGGACUGAUGGAUGGUGGACCAGCCCAAUGCAGCAACAAGAUACAGGUUUCCGACCAGCUGGUAGAGAUCAACGGCGACAGCACGGCGGGAAUGACGCACAGUCAGGCCGUGGAGCAGAUCCGGAGAGGAGGCCAUCGAAUCCAUUUGGUCCUGAAGAAAGGAAAUGGCUACGUCCCCGAUUACGGCCCUGAUGAUGAAUCCUCCUCGCCCUCCUCGCACAUGGAGGAGCAAGAGGCUAGGACGGUUGCCAUGACGACCACCUCCAACAGCCCACAAAGGAAAAAGCUAGCAGGCGGAGCCAAACCAAGACCAAGACGAGGAGGAAGUGGCGGUGAGGGAGGACCUUCAGAUCUGGACUUGGACCUUGUGGAGGAGGAAGCGAGGAGACGAAGGAAGGUGCGAGAGGAGGAGAGGAAAAGGAGGAGAGAGCAAAGCAGGACCACAAGAGAGGAGACCACAAAGAAGGAGGAGGAGGAGGACGCAAAGCAUUCUGAGAGCUGGCCAGCUCCUCAGCAAGCACCAUUCUCGUUCCUGAUGCCGCGUGACGAGUGCCCUUCCGACAGCCAAUCUGAUGACAGCAGGUUGGGCGCCAGCCCAUCGGGCGCCAGCCAAUCGGGCGCCAGCUUAUCUUCCGAUUGGAUACGAGCCGGACCGAGGCAGGAACACGAUCAGAACUUGCCUUGGCUGGAGCCCAGCCCGCAGAAACUGACUAAGGUUCUCAUUGGCAGUCGCCUCAGUAGGCGGGGCCUAUUGGGUGGACUCACACUCUGAGUUGACAAUAACUGACAGGAUUUUGGGAAAACUUUUAAGGGCUUUUUUUUUUUUUCCAAACUCCGACAUCUUUCUGCAUGAGAUCGGACAACAAGGUUUAUGGUUGGAGGGCGAGGUGCACAAACAAGUAUGCAAAUAACAGAACUUUGAAACUGACACGUCCUAACGUUGAAGCAUGUCAAUCAUUUUUAUUUUUAUAACCAGAAAAGACCUUAGUGAAUUAUAAAUGAUUAUUUAGUAAUAUAGACUUGCUUGUAUUGAAAAACCUUUAAAACGUUUUCUUCUGAUAAGCCAUAUACACACGCACACACAAUGUGUGAAUGUGGAUCGUGUAAUUGCAAUCUGAUUAUGGGUAUGUGUGUGAUUAUAUUCUGUGUGUGUGUGUGGGGGGGGGGGGGGGGGGGCUUGUUAACUGUGUAAGUGCUUGUGCUUAAGGAUUGUGUGUAUGGAUUUAUUUGAGAGUGUUUGAGUGUGCGUGUGUGUGUAAGGACCUUAGUGUAUUCUUAUGGCAAUUAUUAUAGAGUAAUGGAGACUGAUUGCUUGCUUUGUAAUGAAAAACUGUUUCUAAUGAUGAGCCACGCACGCAUGCACAUACACAAACACACACACACGCACACAAUUAUGCUGGCUGUCAGUCUUAUUAUCGCUUUGGCAAUGGCAACACAGCGCCCAAUGAGCAGUUUGUUUCCAUAGCAGUGCUUCCCCAACCUUGACC